Messenger RNA from Numida meleagris (helmeted guineafowl), 717 nucleotides. RefSeq names its product transcription factor RelB homolog. The annotation marks the transcript as partial. Gene Ontology annotation, cellular component: cytoplasm. Lineage: Eukaryota; Metazoa; Chordata; Aves; Galliformes; Numididae. Gene Ontology annotation, biological process: canonical NF-kappaB signal transduction; innate immune response; regulation of transcription by RNA polymerase II. The transcript is spliced from 5 exons. The record is from RefSeq and is a predicted model, not a curated record. Gene Ontology annotation, molecular function: RNA polymerase II cis-regulatory region sequence-specific DNA binding; DNA-binding transcription factor activity, RNA polymerase II-specific.
UUUCACCGGUUUUGCCGUCCGGCUGCAGAGGACAUCGCGGUGGUGUUCCGGAAGGAGACGUGGGAGGCGCGGGCCGACUUCUCGCAGGCCGACGUCCAUCGGCAGGUGGCCAUCGUGCUGCGCACGCCGCCGUACCACUCGCUGCAGCUGGAGGAGCCCGUCCAGGUGGAGGUGUUCCUGCAGCGCCUGACGGACCGCGCGCGGAGCCGAGGCUGUCCCUACACCUACCUGCCCCGCGAGCAGGAUGCCUAUGGGGUGAAGGUGAAGCGGAAGCGUGGCAUGCCGGACCUGCUGGAGGAGCUGUCGGGUGCAGACCCAUACGGGAUCGAGGCCAAAAGGAGGAAACCGCCCCCAGGGUUCAUGGAUCACUUCGCUCCGCUUCCGGCUGCAGGUGGGGACACUGGGGAUGUGGGGACACUGGGGAGAGUGACAUCACUGCCCCUUGGUGUCCCCACGGUGUCCCCAAAGUCCUGUGGGUUAAAAGAUCAAUCCCUUUUUUGGUGUUUUUGUCAGAAAAAGGACCCGGCGCAGUUCCUGCAGGUGCACGGCCGUGCUUGUAAGGUGCACCUGGACUCGGCCGUGGCGCUGGCGGCAGAGAGCCCCGUCAACAUGAUGCCGUGGCAGGGAGACACCAACAACAUGAUCGACCGCUUCGACGUGCGGGCGCACCUGGACUACAUCCCCAUGUACACCCCCCCGCUGCUCAACCCCGUGUAA